AUGCAGUCCACACGGCAAUACAAUCCGGCUUUCGAGGCCAAGGUCAAGCAGCUGGCUCUCCCUUUGGCUCCUCUCGUCCGUCUUACAACUGGACAAGUACACCCCGUCUUUCCAUCCACGGUCCUGAACUUCUGGCUUUUGACUUCGGAACAAUGCGAUGAGCUAGCACACUUUUACCACCAGAGAACGCCAAGCGUUUUCACGAUGCAGUAUCCUUGUCCUGUCCAGUGGAAAACCGAUGCCACGCUGGAGGAGAAGCGCAGGAGAAUCGGCCGCUUUAUUGGGCUCAGAGGUUGUGAGAGUCCGGUCAGGAUUCUCAGCGAAGAAGAGAUCCGGAGACAUCUGCAACAAGAGAGAGAGAGGACUGUGGAAGAGGAGAGAAUGAGAGGAAAGACGAGGUGGUAUUAA
Cadophora gregata is the source of this 408-nucleotide messenger RNA. RefSeq lists its product as uncharacterized. The record is from RefSeq and is a predicted model, not a curated record. Bases 1 to 408 code for a protein of 135 amino acids. The transcript has a single exon. NCBI's taxonomy places the organism in Eukaryota, Fungi, Ascomycota, Leotiomycetes, Helotiales, Ploettnerulaceae.